This is a messenger RNA of Eublepharis macularius, 2453 nucleotides long. It is a transcript of the gene VIPAS39, whose product is annotated as VPS33B interacting protein, apical-basolateral polarity regulator, spe-39 homolog. The transcript is spliced from 20 exons. The record is from RefSeq and is a predicted model, not a curated record. Gene Ontology annotation, biological process: intracellular protein transport; vacuolar transport. The coding region runs from base 212 to 1681 and encodes 489 amino acids. Gene Ontology annotation, cellular component: cytoplasm. NCBI's taxonomy places the organism in Eukaryota, Metazoa, Chordata, Lepidosauria, Squamata, Eublepharidae.
GGGUGACGCUACAGGAAACUACCGAUCCCAGGAUGCUUUUCGAAAGCAGCGGUUCUCCCUGCCUACGGCCACAGUUGAGAAGAAUGGGGAGCUGAAAAUGUUGUUCUGCUCAGAGAAAGGCGACUCCAACACAAAAUAUGGACUGGGAGACUGCAUGAUCUGAUAUCUGAGCCCUUGGUAGCUCCCUUCUUCACGAUCUGCUCUUGUAAGGAUGAAUAGAGUAAAAGUUGAUGAGGAAGAAUACUGGCACAGUUCCAAGUGUAAAGCCUUCACUUUCGACGAUGAAGAUGAUGAACUCUCCCAGCUGAAGGAAUCUAAGCGAGCAGUAAACAGCCUGCGAGAUAUUGUAGAUGAUGACGAUGAUCUUGAGAAGUUCAGCUGGAGUGGGGAGCCUGUGGGCAGUAUUUCCUGGUCAAUCAAAGAGACUGCCUCCACCAGUAAUACGCCAGAGGGAAGUGAUCUGGGUCUGCAAAAGGGCUCUUCCUCCAUUGCAUCGUUCCCCAAGCAAGCCUCUUCCUACUCUCUAAGCAGCUUUUUUAAAGGAAGAAACAAACAUGGAAGUUUUCAGUCACUUUCUGAUGCUCUCACCGACACAGGAUUUAAAAAUUAUGCUCCAGAAUUGCGCAGGCCAAAAUCAGAGUACAAGGAUUACGACAGUGUCUGGAGCCCUAAAGAAACAGUUAGGCGACUGCAAAGCGGCAAGGUCUGCUCGCUGGAGAGGUUUCACUCCUUACAGGAGAAGCUGCUGCUGCUGGAUGAAGCUGUUGCAGGGCAUGAUGGCAACGUCAUUAUGGCUGUUCUAAUAUUUCUGAAGCGAACCUUGAAGAAAGAGGUUCUGUUCCAUGAGCUGGAACUGCGGCAGGUGGCCUUGCGCCAUUUAAUACAUUUUCUCAAAGACACUGGAGACCAGAAGCUCCUCUUGGAUCUGUUUAGGUUCUUGGACAGGAUGGAGGAAGUUGCAUUGACGCAGUACCGUGAGCAUCUGGCCAUCCAGGAUGCAGAGAAGCGGAAAGAAUUUCUGAAAGGUUGCAUCGGGUUGCCUUUUUCCUCAGAAGAUUCUGCCCUUGUCCAAGACCAUUAUACACUUCUGGAGAGGCAGAUCAUCAUUGAGGCAAACGACAAGCAUUUAGAAGCAGCUGCACAGACGGAGAUAUUUCGGAAACACCCACGAAAGGCCUCCAUCUUAAAUAUGCCACUGGUCACCACUCUCUUCUACUCUUGCUUUUACCAUUACGCAGAAGCUGAGGGAACAUUCAGCAGCCCAGCAAAUCUAAAAAAAACUUUUAAGAUUUCAGACAAACAGUAUGUGUUAACAGCUCUAGCUGCUCGUGCCAAACUCCGAGCCUGGCAUGAUGUAGAUGCUCUGUUCACCACCAAGAACUGGUUGGGCUACACAAAGAAGAAAGCUCCCAUUGGCUUCCAUCGAGUAGUGGAGAUCUUGCAGCGGAAUAAUGCCCCAGUGCAGGUUCUACAGGACUAUGUUCGCCUGGUGGAAGAUGUUGAGACAAAGCUGAACUUUGCCAUGAAAUACAAGUGCCAUGAUGUUGUUAUAGACACAUAUAAAGACUUGAAGGACCGCCUCCAGCUGAUGGCAUACAGAUGUAAGGUUGACCGUGGUUCUCCAGCAGAGGAGAAGAUUGAUAGUAUCCUGAACAACCCACAAAUCCGAUGGAAGAAUUGAGAGGUGUGCACUCAUCUCAGAAGAAGCCUUACUUUGCUGGCACAACAACGGUUACAGGGCAAAUUGCCAAAUCUGUGUGUGUCAUUUCAGACCACUGUCUAGUUUGUUUGUCACCUGGUGCUGCGGGUGGAUCCUGGGACAGAAACAGACGUUUAUGCUUUGGUCGAAAGAGAUGUUCGCCAAUGGAAGACAAAGCUGACAGGCUGAAGUCCACACUCCUUGCAUUCAGUUUGCCUAUGUGAGGGACAGGAAGAAAUGGACUUGGUUGAAGAAGCUGGUGCUUCUUGCAGAAAAACAUCUGUAUAUAGGACGAGGCAGCUAAACAUUCCACCCCACCCAUAUCUGAAGCUUAAGGCCGUUGUUACUAUGAUAAGAAUUCAAACUCUAUGCUGAAUACUCUACGUGCCUCCAGAAGCACUAAAGAAUUUAACAAGGUAACUGGGAUUCUUAUUAGAAAAUACUGCAUAAAGACUGUCCUGUAUUGGAGUGGCAUGGGUGAUAAACCUCACUCAUGUUCCCCUCUCCAGAUAUGACGUGGCCUUUCAGCCAAUGAACUUGAAGUGGAUUCUGGUUGGGGCCAGUCAAUAUUAUUGCUGAACUUCCUGGACAAGUGGAGUAAUUUUCCCUCCAAUGACAGCUGAUCAAACUAAUUAGCCUCUGGUGCUUCUACCCUAAGCUGUGCUUCAGGCCUGGAUCUUCACUCUAGACUUCAUUUUUGUCAAUGGGACUCUUUCCCCUGUCUUAAUCCUGAAAAUAAAGCUUUGCCUCUCUG